Messenger RNA from Mitosporidium daphniae, 1086 nucleotides. RefSeq lists its product as uncharacterized. The record is from RefSeq and is a predicted model, not a curated record. The transcript has 3 exons. Gene Ontology annotation, biological process: formation of cytoplasmic translation initiation complex; formation of translation preinitiation complex; translational initiation. Gene Ontology annotation, cellular component: cytosol. Bases 1 to 1086 code for a protein of 361 amino acids. Gene Ontology annotation, molecular function: translation initiation factor activity; eukaryotic initiation factor eIF2 binding; GDP-dissociation inhibitor activity. Lineage: Eukaryota; Fungi; Microsporidia.
AUGUCUUCAUUAAACAUUCGAAAAGAUGUCGACGACAAGUUUUACCGCUACAAAAUGCCUGCCGUGCAAUCAAAGAUCGAAGGCAAAGGAAAUGGCAUCAAAACAGUCAUUCCAAAUAUGAUGGACAUUGCCAGAGCUCUCAAUCGCCCUGCCUCGUGGCCCACAAAAUUUUUUGGAUCUGAACUUGGAGCGCAAGUGAUCUGUGAUGAUAAGUCAAAUCGCUAUAUUGUAAAUGGAACCCAUGAGGCCAGCCGCCUGCAGGAAAUUCUCUAUCAAUUUAUCACCAAAUACGUUCUUUGUGGCAAUUGCAGCAAUCCGGAAACCGAUCUUAUCCUUGACGAUGCUUCUAUGAUCAACUCCAUUUGUAAGGCUUGCGGUGAAAAGAGGCUUGUUGACAAUCGCCACAAGAUUGCUGCUUUUAUCCAAAAGGCAGUGCCAACGUUAAAGGCCUUCAAAGCAGGCCAACAUGCUGCAGUAUCAACAGGGCCAUCUAACGCCGAAAAAGAAGACGCCGAUUCUCAGCUGGCCAAUUCCUUUGAAUCAAAUCUAAAUUUAUAUCAAAAUGGCUGCACUAACGAAAAUGAUGAGGACGAGCUUGAACGAGUGGAUCCCUAUGAGCUUUUAGGGGUAUUUGUUUCUGAAAAUCCAGACGCAACCUCAGAAGAAAUUCUUCGGAAAAUUGAUGAGCUCGAAAUCAAGCCCCACUAUUCGAUCGCCGUUCUUGUCCAGGUUGCUUUGGAAAACAUUUCAGACGACAAGGCAUUCAUGGAGCUAUUUUCAAACAAAAUCCCAAUUUGGAAAGACAUUGCCGGUGAUAAAAAGAGCCAAAAAAACAUCCUCAACAGCAUUGAACGCACACUACAUGCUUAUUCGUCACAAGAUAGCAUCCCAAGAAAGAUUCCCAUUUAUUUGCAAAAGCUUUACAAUGAAGAUGUGGUUGAAGAGGAAGUAAUCCUUGAAUGGGCUGAAAAGCCGUCAAAGACAUUUGUUCGGGACAAGGAAAAAAGCAAGGCUCUAAGAGCAUAUGCGGCUCCUUUAAUCGAGUGGCUCAAGUCUGCCGAAGAGGAGGAAUCUGCACAGGAAUAA